CGGAGAUGAGAGUCACAAUAAUUGUGCCUAUUAAGAUUUUAAGGAGAUGAAAGAGUUUAAAUUAUAUUUUUGAAUCAUCUGGUCAAACGGUGUGAAUGUGGAGGUGUUAUCAGUUCAAAGUGUGUCGGACGAGUCAUCAGGUGUGUUUCAUCACGUACAUCAGAUAUGAAGUAAUUACAAUGGGAGCCAACUAUCAAGGCUGAAGACGGGCUUUUUGAAUCUUCGAAACUUUGGUGCGGUUAUUCAUUUGACAUUUCGAAGAAUAUCCACUCGAAACGCUAUGGUGAAACAGUGGUGCAAAAUGAGUUGGGGGCGGUAUUUUGCAAACCGGACCAAGUUAGAAAAAGGGCUAAUUGUUGGUCUCACUGGUCUCAGUAUAAUAGUUAUAGUUCUGUUUAUCUGUUUUCUAACUUCUAGUGAUACCAACGUUUGUAAAGAACCUCAAUGUAUCCGAGCGGCAGUUCACAUAUUGGAUACAGUAGACCCCCAAGCUGAUCCCUGUGAAGACUUUUAUCAGUUUGCAUGUGGAACAUUUUUGAAAAAUGCUUUCAUUAAUGGGCAGCCCAAUACCCUGAGUAUUUUGUCGGAAAUAACAAAGAACCAACUGAAAAAUAUAGUUAUGGAGAAGACGAAUGAAACCAAUUUGCCAAAAACAUUAGUAAUGCAAAGAAAAUUCUAUAGAGCGUGCUUGAAUACAACAGCCAUAGAAGAAGAUAAUGACAAAACGAUAUUGAACCUUCUAGAUCAAGUUACUGGUGGAUGGCCAGUUCUAAAGACGUUCAACUGGGUUGAGAGGGAUUUUGAGUGGUCCAAUGUCAUGCUUAGAGCGAGAAAUUUGGGACUAUACAAUCAAUUUUUCUUCAAUGUUGAAGUGCACCGCAAUCAUACUGAUAAUAAACUGAAAAUUUGGAUCAAACCACCAGAUAGAAAAGAAGUAUCGUCUUUCCAUUGGAAUAAACCGCCAUUAGAAUGGAAAGAGCAAACCGUCGAAAUAAUGACUGAUAUUGCUGCCUUGCUGGGAGCGAAAAGCGUCAGUGUGAGGACCGAACUGAGAUCGACAAUGACAUUUGCAGAACGGUUACAAGAAAUAAUUGAGAAAUAUCACAAUGAAACGUCAACAGGAGAAGACCCGAAAAAGAAUGUAACUGUGAAGUGUCUCAAUCACAAAUUCAUAAAAAUAGAAUGGCUCAAUUUUCUCAGGAACAUGACAAAUUUGGAUUUGAGUGGAAAUGAAGAAGUUGUUUUCGAUGUCGAUAUGUAUUUCAAGGAUUUAUACUAUUUAUUGUUGAAGACUCCUAAAAAAAUCCAGGCCAACUACAUGGCGUGGGCGAUCAUUUCAAGAAAUAUACAUUAUCUCUCAAAGAAAGUGAGAGACAAGUACGAUGAGAUGUCAAAAUAUUCCGACAGUGGAGAAGUUGAAACAAAUUCUAGGAGUACGAAAUGUUUCAAACUGAGCACAGAUUUAUUUGGAUUUAUAGCACAAUCGGAAUAUGUUCGUAGAUACACUCCGAAAGAAAAAAAAGUAUACAUAAAGGAGAUGAUUGCAUAUAUUAAAAGGGAAAUGAAAGAAUCCAUUAAAGUCACUCCAUGGAUAGACGAGACUAGUAGGAAAAAUGCUCUGAAACAGUUGAAAAAUAUAUCAGAAGCUAUAGGCUGGAUCGAUCAGGCUGUCGAUGUUGAAAAAGUUGACGAAUUGACUGGAUUGGAUAAGCUCACUUUUUCUAACGAUAACGUUAUACACAUGGCGAGAAUGACCAGAAAAGCUAAACUCGAUAGUUAUUACAAACAAAUUCGACUGAAUAAUUCGGACCUGUACAUGGUGCCACCCCCAAAAUUAGAUGUGAAUGCAUAUUUUUCACGGCAAAUUAAUUUACUAAUUUUACCGGCGUCAAUUUUACAAGGUCACAUUUUUGACGCUUACCAACCCCACUACAUGAAUUACGGUGCCUUAGGAUCCGUCAUUGGUCAUGAAUUGACCCACGGAUUCAGUAUUAACGACGACAGUUUGGAAUCCGAAAAAUUGUGGACAAACAAAUCUAUCGAAAACUUUGAAAAUGUUUCCCGAUGCUUGGUAGAAGAGUACAAGAAUUUUCUGAAGGAAAUCGGACAACCAACCGAGAACAACACCGGCUUAGAAGAAAACCUGGCAGACUUCACAGGAGUUAAUACGGCAUACACUGCAUACUUAAACUGGGUGAGAAAACAUGGACCUGAAAAAAGCCUUCCUGGUAUCAAGUAUACCCCAAAGCAGAUUUUCUGGAUCAUGGCAAGUACUUACAUGUGUUACGAGCCCAGACUUUCCAAAAAAGAUGACAUCCACAAUAAGGACGAUGCUCAUGGCCAACCUAUUUUCAGAGUAAUGGGGCGUUUAAAAAAUUCUCCAUAUUUCGCAAAAGAUUUCAAUUGUCCGGAAGGGUCGAAAAUGAAUCCGAAAGAUAAAUGUCGAGUUUAUUGGUGAUUUUUGCAGUUGACGAUUUUGAUGUGAAUAAACAGUUUUUUC
Messenger RNA from Leptinotarsa decemlineata (Colorado potato beetle), 2500 nucleotides. Its product is annotated as neprilysin-2. Gene Ontology annotation, biological process: protein processing. Gene Ontology annotation, molecular function: metalloendopeptidase activity. The record is from RefSeq and is a predicted model, not a curated record. Gene Ontology annotation, cellular component: plasma membrane. Lineage: Eukaryota; Metazoa; Arthropoda; Insecta; Coleoptera; Chrysomelidae.